AUUAAUGUUGUGCCUAAUUUUGUUUCUUGCAAACUAACAUGAUUAUGUUCUUUUGACAAUUAUCAGGUUUACCUCGAGGAAUGGUGGUUCGUCAUAGCAGCACUCAGCUUACCCACCCAACUGUACGACCAGUCAAUGCAGUUGAGAGACAGAAUAUAAGUGAAUUUGGACAGUAUGUGGCUGAGUGUAUGCCAAAGUACAUUCAGAAGGUUCAAAUCUCAGCUGGGAAUGAGCUAGAAUUGUUAAUUGCACCAGAAGGAGUUAUCCCAGUAUUAACAUUUCUGAAAGAUCACACCAAUGCCCAGUAUACUAGCAUUUCGGAUCUGUGUGGGGUAGAUUACCCAGCAAAAGCAUUUCGAUUUGAGGUGGUUUACAACCUUUUGUCACUGCGUUACAACUCAAGAAUUCGUGUGAGAACUUACGCUGAUGAACUUUCACCGGUUGAUAGCGCUUGUGAAGUAUACCAAGGAGCAAACUGGUAUGAGCGUGAAGCAUGGGACAUGUAUGGCAUCUUCUUUGCCAAUCAUCCAGAUCUUAGAAGAAUUCUUACUGAUUAUGGUUUUGAGGGUCAUCCUCUCAGAAAGGACUUCCCUCUCUCAGGUUAUGUUGAAGUUCGCUAUGAUGAUGAGGUAAAGCGAGUUGUGGUAGAACCCUUGGAACUGGCUCAGGAAUUCAGAAAGUUUGACCUUAAUGCACCCUGGGAACAGUUCCCUAACUUCAGAGCUGCUGCAGAAGAAGUGCCCAUUAAAGAGGAGAAGUAAUUUCAUAAACAGAAAUUUUUCAGCUCCAUAUAAAUCUAGCAUGUUUCAGAAGAGUAUUGUAAAUAUAAAAUAAAUUACAUUCUUAAGGUA
Messenger RNA from Macrobrachium nipponense, 851 nucleotides. Its product is annotated as NADH dehydrogenase [ubiquinone] iron-sulfur protein 3, mitochondrial-like. NCBI's taxonomy places the organism in Eukaryota, Metazoa, Arthropoda, Malacostraca, Decapoda, Palaemonidae. The coding region runs from base 81 to 761 and encodes 226 amino acids. The record is from RefSeq and is a predicted model, not a curated record. The transcript is spliced from 6 exons. Gene Ontology annotation, molecular function: NADH dehydrogenase (ubiquinone) activity.